Molecule: messenger RNA, 940 nt
Organism: Brassica napus (rape)
Lineage: Eukaryota; Viridiplantae; Streptophyta; Magnoliopsida; Brassicales; Brassicaceae
Exons: 1
Coding region: 255-704 (149 amino acids)
Source: RefSeq, a predicted model, not a curated record
CUCUGUUGAUAUAAUCUUAUCGUUUAUUUGAUUUAUUGGGUAAGUUGCUAAAAUUCACAAUAUUAAUUAUUUUCUGUUUAGACAAAAUAUUUAUAAACAUGUGACUUGCUAGAAAAGUAUCCUGUUUGUGACAUAAUUAAUAGCUAAAAUAUUUAUAAAAUAUAUAUAAACAAUGGUUUUUAUUACAGGACAAUGCCGUAUUUGGCUUAUAUAUACGACCAAAACCUUUUCAACUCUGUUUCGACCCUUUUGGUAUGGAAGUUCUGCGAGCAGUUCCCGAGCCAGAGACUACCUCCGAUCCGCUUCUCGGUAACUCACCUUGCUGUUCCUGCCUCGCCGUGGGUUCCUCCUGGUGGCAGCGGAAGUCGAUUGAUUUACACAGCAACCACCAUCACGAGCCACGGUGGUGGAUACGUGCGAUUCUGAAGAUCCGAGAGUGGUCGGAGAUCGUAGCUGGGCCACGGUGGAAGACUUUCAUCCGUCAGUUUAACCGCGAUCAACGCCGUGGCCGCGCCUGGGACAACAGCGCCAGACAUAAGUACGAUACUUCGAGUUAUAAAUUGAAUUUUAAGGAUGAAGGCGAGGACGAAGAGGACGAUGAAGCUGGAUUCGGAGGGUAUCGGAGCUUCUCUAUGCGCUACGCUUCUGUUCCGGUUGUUUUUGGAAAACCUCCGGCUGUUAUCAGCGUUGACUCCGUGAAAUAAUAUGAAUCUCUUAGGGCAUGUUCUGUGUUGUUAAGUUUGUGGCGGCCGCGUUGAAAAAGUCUCUUGCGUCAUGAGUUUGGCGUUUCCUUUGUUGAUUUCUAGACGUCAAGUUUGUUUUGGUUUGUCCGUUGAAAGUUAUGCCUCCUUUUAUGUAUCACGUGAAUGUAUAACGAGGGUCUAGUAUUUUCCAUUGUGUAAGUUUUAUUUUUAUCCACGGAUGAUUUGUUUUAUCGUUA